AUGCCUCUUCCAGAAGAAGGCGAAGCUUCUACACUAAAGAACUGGGUCUGGGUACCCGACGACAAGCAACUCUUCUGCAAAGGUUUUGUCACUGAUUAUUUGGAGGAUGGAACUUGCAAAGUGUCAAUUGUAUCUCCAACUGAUGGCUCAGUGCAGUCGACAGAAGUAAUUCAACAAUCAAAGUUGGAAAAUUGUAACCCUACCAAAUUCGACAAAUGCGACGAUAUGGCCGAAUUAACGCACUUAAACGAACCCUCAGUGGUGCAUAAUAUGUAUCUUCGAUAUAUGGAUGACUUGAUUUAUACAUACUCUGGUCUAUUCUUGGUGGCCAUUAAUCCAUACAAGCUGUUGUCUAUUUAUCAAGAUACAACUUUACAAACGUAUCAUGACAAGAACGACGUGGGCAAAGCUAAACCACACAUAUUUGCCACAGCAGAAGGAACGUAUAGAAACUUGUUGAGUAAUAAAAAGAAUCAAAGUAUAUUGGUGACUGGUGAAUCAGGCGCAGGAAAAACCGAGAAUACCAAAAAAGUCAUUCAAUAUCUUUCUUCAAUCACAGGAUCGCACCAAAAGAAGAUAGGGAUUAAUUUGAAAGGUGAAGAUAGUAUAGAGGACAAGAUUCUUCAAGCAAAUCCUGUAUUGGAGAGUUUUGGUAAUGCAAAGACCAUCAAAAAUAACAAUUCCUCUCGAUUUGGAAAAUUUAUCAAAAUAUUUUUUGAUACAACGGGAAACUUGACGGGUGCUAAUAUCGACUACUAUCUUUUAGAAAAAUCAAGAGUGGUUAAUCAAUCCAAAAAUGAGAGGAAUUACCAUGUCUUUUACCAAUUUCUUAAAGGGUAUGAAAGUUUGCCAAGUCUUGGCUUAAGCAAGGAUAUCAAAUCCUAUGAAUACCUUAAAAGUGGGCAAUCGAGUAUUCCAAAUGUGGACGACUUUAAAGAAUUCAACUUGCUAGUUGAAGCUUUUAAAAUUGUUGGAUUUCAACCUAAUGAGAUGCAAUUCAUUUACCUGACUUUGGCAGUAAUACUUCAUCUUGGAAAUUUGAAAUUUACAUCAAUGACUGCAGAACAAGCAAGUUUCACCACCGAAUCGCCUUUGAAACAGAUUGCAAAUCUCUUGGGGGUACCUGAACUUGCGCUUCGUGAUAACUUUCUCAAACCAAAAGUGAAGGCAGGACGGGAAUUGGUGACAAAGUCGAAAAAGGCAAACGAGGUCAAGUUUGCUAUUGAUGCCUUUGCCAAAUACCUUUAUGAAAAACUAUUUCAAUAUAUCAUCAAACGAAUCAAUGCAAAUCUUCAUAACCACGAUGAAGCACAUGUCGCAGGCAAUUUUAUUGGUGUAUUGGAUAUCGCUGGAUUUGAGAUAUUUGAGAAAAACUCAUUUGAACAGCUCUGCAUCAAUUAUACAAAUGAGAAAUUGCAGCAGUUUUUCAAUCACCAUUCAUUUAUCCUUGAGCAAAGCGAGUACCUUCGAGAGAAUAUACAAUGGGAUUUCAUCGAUUUUGGAAAAGAUCUACAACCAACCAUUGAUUUAAUAGAAACAAAAACACCCAUGGGUAUACUCAAGCUUCUAGAUGAGGAGUGUAUGAUGCCCAAAUCGUCUGAUAAGAUGUUUAUGGAGAAAUUGAGUCAAAAUUUUGCCAGCUCAAAAAACAAAAACAACAAAAACAACAACAAAAACAAAAAGUUUGCCGAAAACAAAUACAAAAACGGAUUCAUCAUUCACCAUUAUGCUGGAAGUGUUGAGUACAAUGUUGAUAACUGGCUUCAAAAAAAUACCGAUCCUAUAAGUGAAAACAUUCUUGCAUUAUUAACAACAUCGACAAAUGAAACCAUUGUUGAUUUGUUCAACGAUGAUCCUCAUUUAAAGACGGCUGGGUCCAAGAUGAUGAGAACCGCAUCGCAAAAGCACAAGGAUCAACUAAAGGAAUUGAUGGAUCAAUUGGAAUCAACUGAACCCCACUUUGUAAGGUGUAUUCUUCCAAAUUUAGAGAAACAGCCCAAAAGAUUUGAUAAAGGUCUUGUUUUGAACCAAUUGCGAUGCAAUGGUGUAUUGGAAGGGAUAAGAAUUACUCGUGCUGGCUAUCCAAACAAACUUUUAUUCCAAGAUUUUAUUCAUAGGUAUUCAAUUCUUUGCGAAGAGGGACUACAAUCUUGCAAACACGAAAAGCAAAAAUGUGAGUUGAUCUUAAAGACAUCAAAUCUUGAUUCUGAAACUUAUAAAGUUGGGUUGACAAAAAUCUUUUUCAAAAAUGCCAUAUUGGGCCAGUUGGAGGCAAAGAGAGAUAUAAAGCUCAAGACAAUGUUCAUUGAUGUUCAACGUGUUAUUCGUGGUAUGCAAGCAAGAAAGCUUUUACAAACUCAAAUAAUGGAGCUUAGAUCCGCAAAAGUAGUUGCAAAGACAAUGACUCAAUUGCAAGAAUGCAAAGAAAACCCAUGGAUGAAACUCUUUUUCCAUAUAAAACCGCUACUUGAGGAUUCGGUCAAGGCGUUGGAUACAAAGGCAGUCCAGGAAAAUUUAAAGGAUAUGACUGUAAAAUUAAAAGAUACUGAAAGGUUAAAAGAUGGGUUAGAAAAAGACAAUUUGCGCUUACGUGAAUCAAUGAGCAAAUUGGAAGACGAAAUUAUCUCAAGAGAUCUGGUUGUGGAAAAAAAGGACCAACUUGUAAACAAAUUGAAAGCAGAGGAGGAAUCGGCUUUGAAAAGGAUUCAAGAGUUGGAAAGUUCAUUGAAAGAUCUUAAAGAGCGCAAUACAGAGCUUGAAAGCGAAUACGAGACACUAAAUAACCGAUUAAAGUCUCUACACGAUGAUCAUGAAACAAAGACAAAGGAUCUAUUGAAUGUGCAAGGAACAUAUGAUGCUACAAAAAUUGAAUUGGAUCUGUUGAAAAAACAGAUGGAAAGCUCAACAUUGGACAAGGAAAGUACACAGAAGUUAAUUCAUGACUUUGAAGAAGAACAAAAGGUGUUGCAAGCAAAACUUCAAAAAGCAACGGAUGAGUCUCAAGAACUAUUUUCACAACUUGAAAAGGCAAGAUCUUUGGGCAAUGAAAUCGUCGAAGCUCACGACAAGUGUUUACCGCAAAUUGAAAAUUUAAAUAAAAUAAUUUCCAAGUACAAGGCAGAAAAUGAGAACCAUAAAAGAGACAUUGAGAAAUUGCAAUCUCAAAUCAAAUCGGAUGAUUCUAAGAAGUCGAAAUACGAACUUAAAAUUGAUGAAGCAAAGGAGAAAAUUAGUGCAUUAAAGGUAAAAGUUGAGAAAAAGGGCAAUGAAAUUGAACAGCAAAAAGUGGAGAUUUCCAAUUUGCGCUCUGAGUUGAAUAAAGUACAACAUAAAUUAAAUGAACAUGAAGAUCAAUCCGUUGAACUUAAUAAGCUCAAAUUACGUGAAAUGCAAAAUUUUGGAGACCUUCAAGAGUCAAAGAAAAGAUUAUCUCAAAUAACAUCGGACCAUUCAAAACUAGCUCAAGACCAUCAACGUCUUCAAAUCGAGUACGAAGAGUCAAAGAAAGCGAAGGAAGAGUAUAGCAAAAUGGUUUUUUCGUUAAAUUUGAAAUUAUCAGAACUUGAACAGGACCUCAAAAAUCACGAACUUGAAAAGGAAAAUCAGGACCCUAAUCCACAAAUGAUGCAAGAAUUUGCAAAUAUGAAAUUGAAAAUGAAUGAACAAAGUGCGUUAUUGAGGCUGGAGAAGUUUGAGAAUCGUAAAUUGUCUGAAGAGUUGCAACUCCUUAAAACACGUAUCAUCAAUGGAUCUUUGACUGGAUCCGAUUUAACUCCCAAAAGAAAGUCUUUGGCUAUUGGUGAACGUGUCAACGGCAGCGUUGAUGCAUUAAACAAAGAAAUCAACGAUUUGAAAAUAAGUCUUCAACAGGAGCAAGCAAAUUUCCAACGAGCAGAAAAUUAUGCAAUCGAGUUGCAGAAAAAAUUGAACAAACUACAAUCUACAAGAGGAAUAAACAGCUCAUUUGAUUAUGAGAGCAAGUUGAAGGAGUCGCAAAACCGUAUUUGUGACUUGGAAAAUAAACUUGAAGGAUUGGUUUCAUAUGACUCAAACAGCAUCGAUGAUACCAACAAUACCAGUACCAAUAGUGCAGGUAUGCCCAGAGCCGUUUCGCGAAGUGAGAGUCUCAAUGGUCUGGCAUUUAGAGGUGUCAAUCAAGAUUUUAUACAAAUUUAUCAAGACAUGAACAAGACAUUAAAGUCAACGCGCGAGGAAUUAAGCACAUCUAAAUCAGAAAUCUUGAGGUUGAAGUCGUUAUUGCGCGAGUCAGAAGAAGAGUUGUACUUGAUAAAGCAGGAGAAGUACCGUACAGCGAUGGAUGAAUUUGAGCAACAACUUGCGGAUAUAAAAGUGAAGUAUGAAAAUACAAAGUCCACAAACAAAGAAUUGGCAGAAAGUUUAGAUCUCUAUAAGAAACGAUCAGAGGAAUUUACCAAGAAAUUGGAGUUGGCAGAAUCAGCGGUGGUUAUUUCCAAGAGGCAAACUGAACAGGCAGAGAGGGACAUGAAUGAACUAAGAAGUCAGUUGCGUUUGGCCAAGGAAGAGGCACGAACCUCUCAAAUUAUGCUCAAGGAGUCGCGCGGCAAUAUAGAUAACUUGGAGAACAAACUCCAUGAAAGUGAACAAAACGUGGCCAAUAACAAGCGACUCAUUAGUGAGUUACAAGACAAACUUGCUUACCAUGUGCAAAAUUAUGAAAAUCGCGAGGCUAAUGAUAAGUUGAAAGAAGAGAUUCGUGUUUUGCACAAAGAGUUAGACUUCAAGACGGAGACUGAAGUCACAUUGGUAAAGGAAAAUAAGAAGUUGCAAUUGGAUUUGGAGGAUGCUGUAUUGAGUCGCAAAAAUAUUCAAAACCAAUUGGAUGAGCUGGUUUUGAGGGAAGAGGAGUUGGAAAUGGAGAUUGAGAAAUUGACCGACUUCAACAGGCUGCUCACCAAUUCAGGAAUUGUAAACGAGAGGAAGGUAAAUGCACUUACAAAACAAGUCACUAGUCUUAAGGAAUUUGUGGAAGAGGUGCAACAAGAAAAAACCAAACUUGUUGAGGAAAAAUCAAGUCUUCAAUCCGAGUUGUCGGAGACAACUUCUGAAUUGGAAAGCAAGACUCUUGCCUUGGAACAUUGUAAUGCCGAAAUUUCGUUCUUGAAGACGCACCUUGAAAAUCAAAAGGAAGAUGCCGAAGCCAUUAGAUCGGAAUUGAAUCAGUCCAAAAUGUCAUCCACUUCUGAUUACAGAGACCAACAAAAACUUCGUAACGAUUUGCUCAUCACAAAUGAAGAAAACUACUCAUUAAAGAAAGCCAACAAGGAGUUGACUUUGAAAGUUCAAAAUCUUGAGGAAAAACUUUACAAUAAUGAGCAAAUCAAGUAUCUUGAAGCUAGAAACAAUGAAAUAUCUAACAAGUUGGAUGCAUCGAUUCAAACAAGACACGAGCAUGAAUUGACAAUAAAAUCUCUCGAAAGACAAGUUAAGCAGCUCGAAGUGCGUGCAGAAAACGAGUCCCAAUUGAGCAAACGUUAUAAUAAUGAAAAUUUUGAGUUUCAAAACAAGAUUAACCACUACAAGAGCACUGUGGAUAUUUUGCAAACUGAAAAUAUGGAGAAGGAUUUACAAUUAAACACUCUUCAGGAAGAGCGAGACCAAUUGAAAGAAUCCUUGGCGAGGAUGGAGAGAGAACUCGCUCAUUUGAGAAGUAUGUCGCAAUAA
This is a messenger RNA of Lodderomyces elongisporus, 5703 nucleotides long. RefSeq names its product myosin 1 (gene MYO1). Lineage: Eukaryota; Fungi; Ascomycota; Pichiomycetes; Serinales; Debaryomycetaceae. Gene Ontology annotation, molecular function: ATP binding; actin filament binding; microfilament motor activity. Gene Ontology annotation, cellular component: myosin complex; actin cytoskeleton; cytoplasm. Gene Ontology annotation, biological process: actin filament organization; vesicle transport along actin filament. The transcript has a single exon. The coding region runs from base 1 to 5703 and encodes 1900 amino acids. The record is from RefSeq and is a predicted model, not a curated record.